CCGAGCCUGGGAGGCUCAGCCCAGUACCGGAAGAGCCACUGAGGAUGAGGCCCGCCAUCUGCCUCUGAAGAGGGGAAUCCCUCCAACCCCAAGCUCCAGUACCAGGUGGCUCCCUCCCUUCGCCGGGGGAGCCCUGGAGACAGAGCCCAGGAGUACCAUGGCAUCUGACCUGGAGAGCAGCCUCACCUCCAUAGACUGGCUCCCUCAGCUGACCCUCCGUGCUACCAUCGAGAAGCUUGGGAGUGCCUCCCAAGCCGGGCCUCCCGGGGGCAGCCGCAAGUGCUCACCAGGCUCCCCCACAGAUCCCAAUGCCACCCUAAGCAAAGACGAGGCAGCAGUCCACCAGGACGGCAAACCCCGGUACAGCUAUGCCACGCUUAUCACCUAUGCCAUCAACUCCUCCCCAGCCAAGAAGAUGACCCUCAGUGAGAUUUACCGUUGGAUCUGCGAUAACUUCCCCUAUUACAAGAACGCUGGCAUCGGUUGGAAGAAUUCGAUUCGGCACAACCUUUCUCUCAACAAGUGUUUUCGGAAGGUGCCUAGACCUCGGGAUGAUCCUGGGAAGGGCUCCUAUUGGACAAUCGACACCUGCCCCGACAUUUCCCGAAAGAGAAGACACCCUCCAGAUGAUGAUCUGUCCCAAGAUUCACCAGAACAGGAGGCAAGCAAAAGCCCACGUGGAGGUGUUCCAGGGAGUGGAGAAGCCUCACUGCCUCCAGAGGGGAAUCCUCAGAUGUCACUUCAGAGUCCCGCAUCUAUCGCCACCUAUAGCCAGGGCACAGGGUCUGUGGAUGGCGGAGCAGUGGCUGCAGGAGCUUCAGGCCGAGAAGCUGCUGAGGGUCCUCCUCCCCUCUAUAACACCAACCAUGACUUUAAAUUUUCCUACUCGGAGAUCAACUUUCAGGACCUGAGCUGGUCCUUCCGCAACCUCUAUAAAUCUAUGCUGGAGAAGUCCUCUUCCUCCUCUCAGCACGGCUUUUCGUCUCUCCUGGGGGACAUGCCGCCUUCCAACAGCUACUACAUGUACCAGCAGCAGCCGCCGCCGCCUCAGCCACCGCAGCCGCCGCCGCCCCCUCCCCAGCAGUCCCAGCCGCCACCGCAGGCCCCGGCCCAGGGCCCUGUGGCCGUGGGGGCUGUGCCUCCACUGCACACCCCAAGCCCGGAUGGCUGUGCCCCGCCAGGAGGAAAGCCCGCCGGGGCCGAGGGCUACGGGCCGCCCCCCGUGAUGGCCAUGCAUCCCCCGCCGCUGCAGCAUGGCGGCUACCACCCUCAUCCUCACCACGCCCACUCCCAUUCCACCCAGCAGCCGCCACCUCCACAGCCACAGGCCCAAGGCCAGACUCCCCUCAACAGCACUGGCUUCGGCUUUCCUCCUGACUGGUGCUCCAAUAUCGACUCCUUAAAGGAAAGCUUCAAGAUGGUGAAUCGGCUCAAUUGGUCCAGCAUCGAGCAGUCACAGUUCUCAGAGCUGAUGGAGAGUCUCCGGCAGGCAGAGCAGAAGAACUGGACCCUCGACCAGCAUCACAUUGCCAACCUGUGCGACUCCCUCAACCACUUCCUCACUCAGACUGGUCACGUGCCUCCACAGGGGGGCGCCCACCGGCCACAGGCUCCUGCCCGUAUUGCUGACUCCUGUGCCCUCACCAGUGGCAAACAGGAACCAGCCAUGAACCAAGUGAACUCUUACGGACACCCACAAGCUCCCCACCUCUACCCUGGUCCAUCACCAAUGUACCCAAUUCCUACCCAAGACUCAGCAGGAUACAAUCGCCCAGCACACCAUAUGGUUCCUCGGCCACCGGUCCCGCCUCCUGGUGCCAACGAGGAGAUCCCUGAUGACUUCGACUGGGACUUGAUCACUUAGUGCAUCACAGAGUGUGGACAGCAGCCCGGGGCCCAAUGGCGAAGUCUGGCGGCAGGGAAGCACAGCCCCAGCCGGUCCCUUCCCCCUGCCUGUAUAUAGAUAUAUAGCCUCUUUCUGUUCUUUGUCAGAGAAGCCACCGCAAGAUGCUGCCGAAGAUAAUUCCCUCUUUCCUGCCUCAUUCUGUUCUCUCCUUCCCAUCUCUUCCUGAUUCUUUUAUUAUUAUUCUUAUGUUAUUAUUGUUGUUGUUAUUAUUAUUGGUUAUAUACUGUCCCAAGUCUCCUGUCCCUACACCAUGGACCUCGUUGUCCGCCCCUUGCUAAUUUAAAAUCUUUGGGCUGGAAAGAUAAGGCCACGAUAUGUACACAGAAAAGUUUCCAACUCUGAUUUCCCUUUCUCCCCGAGAAACACAAUGCUAAUCCCACUGUUUUGGCCCUAAGUUAUUUUGUUCCUGUCAGUUUCGGGCCAGGACUAGAGAGGCCGCCUUAUCCAGAAGCAGCGGUCUGCCACACUGCUUGGCAGCCGUGAACGUGCAGGUCUUCCUCCAUGGUGCUAAUUCUCUGUCCUCUGAGUUCUUCCUUGUCCUUUGGAUGACCAGUGCUUACUUCUGCCAAUCCUCAUUUCCCGUCAAGGGUCGGCACGGCGGCGGUGCAGUAGGGUGACAGUCAAAUCCUAGCGGAGUGAGAGACCUAAGUUGGAAGCGACCGAAGAUGAACCAGUGUGAAGUUGGGUGUGCGCCGCAUGUGACAUACCCUCCAUUGAUUUGUUCUGAGACCCUUCUCUAGGGAGAUUGGUUUGGUUUGAGCCCAAGCUCCGCCUCUGUAGGUAGGGCAUGAGGACAGCCCUUCAGCAUAGUGUUAGUUUCUAGGAGAUGACUUCCACUUCACUACUUUAGCUUUUUAAAAAUGAUUUUCUCUGCAAAUUAACUGUGGCUCUUAUUUGCAUUUACAAAUGACCCAUCUAUCCCCUUUCUCCUUUCAGCAAUUGUCAGUUUGCCCUCCUUUACUUGUUUGCCCAGAUCUUCCAUCCAUUUUGUUUUCUUCCCCCCAUUUUCUGGGAUCUUCAAGGAAGAGAGAGUAAUCCAUGAUCAGGCUGAGUUUCCUCAUGUCCUUAGAUGUGAUGGGAACCGUUCUCCCACCUAUCGUAUCAGGACUGGUGGGAAGAGCGUGAGGAGAGGAAAAGGGAGCCGGUGCAGAGGUGGGCGGGGCACCGUUCAGUUCUUUACUUAUCCAGGCAGAUGCUUCUCAUGAAGCUUAGGUCAUCAGGGCUGCAGCGCUUGCAAGCAGACUUUUGAAGAGUGAGAAAAUUGUCAGAGGUGAGUAAAUCAUCAAGAGGCAAGAGUUGAGUGAGGGCCAAGGGUGACUCCCAGAAAAGUUGUAGAGAUAACUCAUCUCCUUAACAAGGAGUAGCCAUGAUUUAUUGCUGCAAAGUACUUAGUGUAUAUUUAAUGUUAAUUGUUGCAUUUCCGUUGUGAGAGGGAAGAGUGAUUUUACUUCCGUUCUUAUUUCACUUUCUGAAAGCUGCGGGAUAAGAUAUAUGGAAUGGACAAGGGCACUCUUUAUGAUUUUUACUUUCUGUUCCUAGUCUUUUAUUUACCCAUGAUUUCCAAGAGAUUUGGCUUUCCGUUCUCCUACUUUUUCUCUACCCCUUUCCUUUUUUUGGGAAGGGGGUUAGAUAUGAGAGUUUGUUGAAGAAGUACAGUGAGGCUGAAGCCAAGGGGCAAGAUAGGGCAGUUAACUAAAGAGCACUUUAUUUCUUUGAAGCCUUUGUAAAAAGGACACAGGGGUACGAGUGGCUUGAAGCCGCCAUUCUGUUGGAAGACACUUAGUGGGGCUGAACUAUGUUGUAACGUAUCCUGUUGGGAAAAGGAGAGCUUCUCUUUAAGGGUGGCAAGACGCCUUUGCCCAGCGUCCCUCCUUUAGGCAUCUUUCCUUAUUCCUUUCUUUCGAGGUGCAUCCUACACACAACUCCCCAUUUGUUCUCCCCAGGAUUCUCCCUUUACAAAUGUUCACUCCUCUUUUCUAGACCCUUUUCCUAUUCGGACCCACAUGGGAUUUGUAAGGGUGGACUGAACCCUACAUGCAAAUUCCCCUUGUUCAUCUGUGUCUUCUGAAAGCUAGUCUCAUGAAGAAUCCUGGUGGGCAGCCAGGGUAACUAAAGUUUGGAGCUGGGACUGGACACUGGCCACAGACCUCCUGAGAUUCCAGUUCCCCUGCCUCGAGCUCAGCAUUGCUGCAGGGCACAGAAGAAGCCUGACUCCCUUCGGGCCUCAAUUUCCCUUCCCUUUCAUGAAAUGGAAAAUGUACUACUUCUCCUUGUUGGUCCAGCAUUGCUGGACAUGAAGUGUAGUCAUUGCUGUUGUAUUGGGUGAUGUGUGCAAAACCGCAGGAGCUCACUGCCUAGAAAAGGAAAUAAGGGACAAAGCGGAGGAGAGGGACAAGGGGAGCAAUUAUUUGGUGUUGAUCCACCCGCCCCAGCCUUCUUCUCCUCAGCCCUCACUCCUCGUGUUUCUGGUUUGGUGAGUCCGUCACCACCCAUAAUGCUUUGCAUUGGUGCAGGCUGGGAAGGGGGUGUAUGGUCUCACAAGUUGUUUUUUUUGCAUGCUUUCUUAAUAAAAAAAAAAGAAUGUUUACAGUUUUAUCUUA
This is a messenger RNA of Carlito syrichta (Philippine tarsier), 4506 nucleotides long. RefSeq names its product forkhead box J2 (gene FOXJ2). Gene Ontology annotation, biological process: regulation of transcription by RNA polymerase II. Lineage: Eukaryota; Metazoa; Chordata; Mammalia; Primates; Tarsiidae. Gene Ontology annotation, molecular function: DNA-binding transcription factor activity, RNA polymerase II-specific; RNA polymerase II cis-regulatory region sequence-specific DNA binding. The coding region runs from base 158 to 1864 and encodes 568 amino acids. Gene Ontology annotation, cellular component: nucleus. The transcript has 11 exons. The record is from RefSeq and is a predicted model, not a curated record.